Anopheles bellator is the source of this 1857-nucleotide messenger RNA. RefSeq names its product nociceptin receptor-like. The coding region runs from base 1 to 1857 and encodes 618 amino acids. Lineage: Eukaryota; Metazoa; Arthropoda; Insecta; Diptera; Culicidae. The record is from RefSeq and is a predicted model, not a curated record. The transcript has a single exon. Gene Ontology annotation, biological process: G protein-coupled receptor signaling pathway. Gene Ontology annotation, cellular component: neuron projection; membrane. Gene Ontology annotation, molecular function: peptide binding; somatostatin receptor activity.
AUGGACUGGAAUGCCAGCAGUACAGCCGAUUUGCUAGUGGCCUCCGGCACGACGGUCCUCUCAGCCGUAUCUUCACCUUCGCCGGUCACUCUCGGUGGCGGCAGCAGUAUGGCGAACCCGGGAACACCCGCCGGUGACGUGGCCAUAGCAACGGUCGCCCAACACUUCCACGCCGGCCUACCGUUCCCAUCGGAGCUGCUGACUUUCCUUCGGCAGACGACUACGAUAGCGGCCUCGGCCUCGUCGGCCCCAUCCUCGACCGGUGUGCCGGUGAGCGCUUCGGUGACGAACCUUUCCACCUUCCUCAGCAACAUCACACUCCGGGCACUGACGGCAUCCGCCGGUCCGGGAACGUCCAGUUCGGCCGAGUUCACCGCCAACCUGUCCCGACGCUUUCCGCAUCAUCCGUUUUUCAGUAGCUUCUACAACGACUCGGCGUUCGAGAUUUGCCCCUCGAUACAGAUGCCGGUGGGCAACGUGAUUUCGAUGAUCCUGUACGCGCUGGUGGCCAUCGUCGGGCUGUUCGGUAACACGCUCGUAAUCUACGUUGUGCUGCGCUUCUCCAAGAUGCAAACGGUCACGAAUAUGUACAUCCUUAAUUUGGCCAUCGCCGAUCAGUGCUUCCUGAUCGGGAUCCCGUUCCUUAUCACCACGAUGCACCUUGGCGAGUGGACCUUCGGGAAUGGGAUGUGCAAAGCGUACAUGGUCAGUACCUCGAUCACGCAGUUCACCUCGUCCAUCUUCCUGUUCAUCAUGUCCGCCGAUCGGUACAUCGCCGUCUGUCACCCGAUCUCGUCGCCCCGCUUCCGGACGCCUCUGGUGUCGAAGGUUGUGUCGGCGAUCGCGUGGACCGCUUCGGCCCUUAUCAUGCUCCCGGUGAUGCUGUACGCCAAUACGAUUCACCGCGAAAAGAACAAAAUGUCGUGCAACAUUAUGUGGCCAUCGGAGACUGGCGCCAACUCGGGCACGACCUUCACACUGUACUCGCUCAUCCUCGGGUUCGCCAUCCCACUGUCGCUGAUCCUGAUGUUUUACUAUCUCGUCAUCCGCAAGCUGCGAACCGUUGGGCCGAAGGCCAAAUCGAAGGAGAAGAAACGCUCGCACCGUAAAGUGACGAAGCUCGUGCUGACGGUCAUUACCGUGUACGUACUCUGCUGGCUACCGUACUGGAUCUCGCAGGUAGCCCUCAUAAACUCACCGCCGGAUAUCUGUAAGUCGCGGCUUGAAAUCACCGUGUUCGUGCUGGUUAGCUGGCUCGGGUACAGCAACUCCGCCAUGAACCCGAUCCUGUACGCGUUUCUGAGCGAUAACUUUAAGAAGAGCUUUCUGAAGGCGUGCACCUGCGCCAAGGGCAAGGAGAUCAACGCUCAGCUGCAGAUCGAGAACAGUUUCUUUCCGCGCUUCGUUCGCAACCGUGGCUCCGAGCGGGGCAACUCGACGAAGGUCCUGCCGGCGACGAACAAUCGGCAGGCGAAGGUGGUGGCCGAUCAGCAGCAGCAACAACAGCCAGGAUUGCAUCAGCAACAGCAGGAGCAGCAGCAGCAGCAGCAACUGCAGCCACCGAUCCUGGACAACAACAACAGUAGCAACGUUAACAACAACAGCGCGAAGAGUGUGGCCGGUGGUGGGUCGAACGGUAAGAACGGAAGCUACAACCUACCGUUCAGUGCGUGCUCCACCGAUCAGCCCUCCAGUGCCCGGGGCUCAUCCAUGACGGCACCAUCGACGAGUGUGACGACCAUCCAGUCGUCCUCGCACCGGCGACCAUCGGCCGACCAGCAAUCGUCGCCGGCACCGACCGUGCCCGUUUCGAGCCGGGACGGCGCCCGUCCGCCAGUGCUUCACACCGACCUGUAA